Messenger RNA from Neodiprion fabricii, 1208 nucleotides. RefSeq lists its product as uncharacterized. The record is from RefSeq and is a predicted model, not a curated record. Lineage: Eukaryota; Metazoa; Arthropoda; Insecta; Hymenoptera; Diprionidae. Bases 275 to 637 code for a protein of 120 amino acids. The transcript is spliced from 3 exons.
GAACAAACCUACCUCUGACUGCGUGAAGCUGAACGUGCGUCCAGCUGUGCUUUCGCGAUCUGAUCUAGUGGCCUAAUUCUAGAAUCAUCGGGGAGCGUCGUACCGACGUCACACUAGGAACCCUUCCAUACUUUAUUGGCAUUCUCAUUAGUCGAAAACUUUGCAGCGAGAUGCUACGGUAGCAUUUCGCUGCUCGUAAAAAUCCAGCCUAUCAUGACCCUGCGUGAUCCGUUUGGUCCUCGUAUUUCGGUUCCCCGAUACUUUUCAACUGGCAAUGGACAACCUCCAAAAUUUGGAAGAGAGAUGUGAAGAUGCAGUUUUCAAAGUCUGCGACGCUAGAGAACGUUUUUCAAGAAAAUGUGCAGAGGGACUCGACAACUAUCUAUUUUUGGAAACCAGGCUGGUGAUGAAAUCCGUUGUCCUCGAAUCGAUACCACUGGGCCUAGAUUUUGGAAUUCCCUCGCAUAUCGCUGAACAAGUACAAAGAAACUGUGAACAACGUCAGCCAGUUCGUUGCAAUUGGAAUGACCGUGCUAAACAGUUACAGUGUAUGAUGGAUAAAAUAGACGAAUUAAAAAUUGUACUUAAACAAGUUGAGGACAAUAGAAAUUUUGAACUGAGUCAUCAUUUUAGAUGAGUUGAGGAUUUUCAGUCGUUUUGCGUGACACAGUUGCAAUGUUCACUGCGUUUAAAAAAACAAAUGCAUUCAACGAUCGCUCACAAGAUAUGGAAUUGUGAGAUGAUUUAGAUACCUGGAACAAUCUGAUUGAACAAUUAGUACACUUAUCUUUUUAGAGAAAGAAGCAAACAUUUCAUGUUGGGAACAAUUUAUUAGUAGAAAAAUCAAACACGUUGAAUAAUUUUGAGGAUUUACUCAUUACGGCCGUUGCUGAAGUAACGUAAUGUAUUUGAAUCUCUUAGCGGACCAGUUUAUCGAUUUACCGAGAGGAUUUCGUGAACUGUACUGAUCCAAGCUACCCGACGCAACUAUCGUUUGGCCCACGCUUGAACGUAACAUUUCCGUUUCACGGAAUUCUAUCGAUAUAUUCAAAUUUUUAUAUUUACACAGGUAUAGCGUAAUGUUUCUUAAAAACUGUUACUUUAUAUUAAGGCAAUCCGAUACUGUACAACGUGAUAGUUUUCCCUUGAUUGUCCAAUAAUUACGAAAUAUUGCUAAUUUUAAGAAAUACAAAACCAUGCCUUACACA